This is a messenger RNA of Heterostelium album PN500, 2694 nucleotides long. RefSeq lists its product as uncharacterized. The coding region runs from base 1 to 2694 and encodes 897 amino acids. Gene Ontology annotation, biological process: lipid transport; transmembrane transport. Lineage: Eukaryota; Evosea; Eumycetozoa; Acytosteliales; Acytosteliaceae. The transcript is spliced from 7 exons. Gene Ontology annotation, molecular function: lipid carrier activity; ATP hydrolysis activity; ATP binding. The record is from RefSeq and is a predicted model, not a curated record. Gene Ontology annotation, cellular component: intracellular membrane-bounded organelle; membrane.
AUGGAGCCAAUUGAAAAUGAAAAUAUUAAUAAGGAUCCAGUGGAGAUGGAUCAAGUAUUAUCUCAUACAAAUUCCAUUGAAACAUUAACUUCUUCAACAACAACAACAACCACUACAACAUCUACUUCAACCAUGUCGCCCUCAUCACUUAUAAAUAAUGACUAUUUAGAAAAAAUAAAUGUAAAGUUUUCCGAAACUUUAGAUUACGAUUACCCAACUAAAGACUCCAAUGAAGGAGAUAAAUAUAAAGAUGACCAGCCAUCAUACGAUGAUGAUAACGCCAAAAAUCAUGGUUAUAGUUUUAUUAAACAAUUUAAAGCAUUAAUUAAGAAAAAUAUUGCAUAUCAAGCAUUAGUACCAGUUUUAAUGAUUAGUAUUAUGUCUAUUGUACAGUUAGCCACACCAUCUAUUAAAUAUCAAGACAAUUCAAAUCCUAUUAGUUUACCUUUGCCUUUUAUUUUCCCACCAUUAAUUAAUUAUUCCGUACCAUAUAUAUAUGAUAGUACAGAUGUAAAAGUAGAUCUAGGAUCCUGCUGCCAAAAUAAUUCUGGUUUCUUAGAGUUAUUCACAACUAAAAAUCAAAUUUCACCAACUCCUUAUUAUUCAUCACUUGGAAGUAUUCCAACUGAAGCAUUUACAUUCUAUAACUAUCCAAAUCAACAUGACAUGGAUGAAGUUUCCUACAAACAAGGCCGUACCGACAACAAAUUCUUGUUGGGUUAUGAUUUCAGAGAGCUACAAAUAACACCUGGUGGGGAUCUUAGCGCCAAUCUUGUUUCAUACUCCAAUGAUACUACCUGUAGUUCAUCACUAAUUAAUAUCAUGAACAACGCUUUAUUUCAAUCAUUUACUGGAAGCAACAAUAUAUUGCUGACAGGUGUAAAGACAUUCCCAUACACUGCAUACCAAGAAAGAAGAGAUAUGAUUCAACCACAAGAAAAUUUCUGGUACUUAUUUAUGAUGUCUUUCUGUAUGGUAUUGUUUGUUGCCAAUGUAGUAUAUGAAAAGGAACAUAGAUUAAGAGAAUCUAUGAAAAUGGCAGGACUCAGAAUGAGAAUCUACUGGUUAGUUCAAUAUUUAUUUAACUUUACAUUGUAUAUGGUUAUUGUUUUUGUAGCAAUUGCAUUUGCUUAUAUUUUGAAAUUUAGAUUCUUUACUCAAACAAGUUUUACAAUUUAUUUUGUAUUAUUUAUUUUGUUUGGAUUGACACAAAUCGCCUUUGCCUUUUUUAUUAGUGUGUUCUUUUCAUCCGUCUAUACCGCUACAGUAGUUUCAUUUAUUUAUAUUAUUUUCACUGCCUUAAGUUCCAAUUUGUUGAACAAUGCAUUCAUUAUGAAUCCAAACACCUCUCUGGUAACUUUUGUACUCACAGGUCUCAUUCCACACGUUGCAUUCCACCGUGCCGUCUCCUAUAUUUCCUUGGCCUACAUUGGUAAUGCACCAGGUUUGACUUGGACCGAUAUCUUUGCUCACCACCAAAUGCCAUCACUCUUUGGAAUGCUGUUUGCCGAGUUCUUGCUGUAUGGAUUGUUACAUCAAUAUUUAGAGAUGGUUAUUCCAUCGGCAUAUGGUGUAAAAUAUCAUCCACUUUUCUUUUUCCAGCCAUCUUUCUGGCGCUCCAAGAUGAGUGGUAAUCUCAUUACUUCCAAUGGUAUUCCAACUGCUACAAAUGGAGGUGACGACAGUACCUUGAACGUAGAUAUGGUUCCACCAGAUGUCUUGGAUGAAAUCCGCUAUACCUAUUCCCGUGAGAAUACUGCUUCCAUCCGUUUGAUGAAUCUAUACAAGAAAUUCAAAGUUGGAAAGAAAACAACUGUUGCAGUAGAUAACUUGACAAUCUCUGUUGAAAAGGGUCAAUGUUUCGGUAUCCUUGGUCCAAAUGGUGCAGGUAAAACAACUACUCUUGCUAUUCUCUCAGGACUCUACUCUCCAACCUCUGGAAAUGCUCUGAUUGCUGGACACGAUAUUGUAAAGAGUUUGUCACGUGCACAACAAUCUUUGGGAGUUUGUCCACAAGAUGAUGUUCUUUGGUCGGAAAUGAGUGGUCGUGAACACCUCUUGUUCUUUGGUAGAAUGAAGAAUCUAGAGGGUAAGAUGCUGGAUGACAUUGUCGACAAAUCAUUGGCUGAGGUGAUGUUGACCGAAGCCCAAGACAAGCCUGUUCGUGAAUACUCUGGUGGAAUGAAACGUCGUCUUUCCCUGGCGAUCUCACUCAUCGGAAGUCCAACUGCAAUCUUGCUUGAUGAACCAACAACAGGAGUCGAUCCAUUCUCACGUAGAAUCGUUUGGGAUGUCAUUUCCAGUUACAAAUCAAAGUGUGCUAUCAUUUUGACAACUCACAACAUGGAGGAAGCUGAAAUACUCUGCGAUAGAGUUUGUAUCAUUGAUAAAGGUUUGAUGAAAUGUAUUGGUAGAAGUGGUGAUUUGAAAACAAGAUAUGGUGCAGGUCAUACUUUAUCAAUUACAACAACAGGACCAUCAACUAUUCAUGAAUUCCUCACCCAAAUCAUUCCAGAUGUGAAAUUGAUUCAUGAAAUAUCAACUACUAGAACCUAUGCAGUUCCCAGACAUGCCAUUAAGAUGUCGUAUCUCUUCAAAUCGAUCCAAGAGAACAAAUCGAAAUACUUUAUUAGCGAUUGGGGUAUUUGUCAAUCUGGACUUGAAGAUGUAUUACUACAAGCUGCAGAGCAUUAG